AUGAGUCCUUCUUCACAUACCUCUGGUAAUGGGCUCUCUGGUCGCGAAGACGAUGCGAGGGCCUUGAACUCGACUCUGGAUCUGGAUAUGUUUUCCACGGACGAUCGAUUUGCUUCGCCUCCGACGAAUAUGACCUCCGAGAUCGACCGCCGAUUACAUGAUGUGGGCGUUGCAGCGCUUGCCGCCGUGUCUCAGUAUCCUCUUGCGGUGGAUAAUGAGCAUGAUGAUUCUUUUAUGGUCUCCGAAGUUGUCAACGCUGUUACCAGUGCUGGCAGUCCUCCGGAUUAUCGACAUUUGGACUCGGGGGUUCCUUUGCUGUCGGGACAGCGGGAUCAUUUUCAACGAUCUGGAAGGGGAGAUACGCCUUUGGCUAGACCGGAGUUUGUCUUUGGCUCGACCCCGAGUGGCGACGGCGAUAUGGAAACGAUUGUCCGGGACUUGAUUCACCGCACUGCAGGCCGGCAAAAUAUCGCCAUCACCACAGACAGCGACAUCGAGGAUUGUCACAAGGAUAUGGUUAUGGAUUAUGAAUCAGUUACGAUGGAAGACAACCCGUCGCCCGAGUCAACAUCUGAUGAUGAGCUUGAAGAUUUUCUCCGAUUUUAUCCAGAUGAAGAAGAGUAUUACUAUCAGUGCAAGGAACGCCCUACACAUCAAGCUGAAAUCCCAGACUACGACCUGGACGAUUUUUAUAACAGUAUCAGUUAUGAAGAUAUCGAUGUGGAUCUCCCCCAAAAUAUUGGCGAUGAUCAAAUGGAAUUCCCUGGAGCACACUCAGCAUCUAUAAUCCACACGUCCACAUAUGAGCGGAAUCUUACUAUUGAUGAAUUUAUCCAGCGCUGGAUGGUUUCGAUAAACGUCAUUCCCCAUGGCUUCCAUACGGAAGGUCGAAUUCCACCACAGCUUCGCCCACUUGCAAAGAUGAUUAGCUGGAAACCGCCGCAGGAGAUUGUUCGGCCGUCUGGAUGGAGACGCAAUUUUUACGAUCUACAGCAGAUCCCAUGGUCAGAAACCUUGCGAGUGACACGGUCCGAUGCACGCGCGGUACGCGAUGCCUGGUACAUUCCGUAUCGCAACCUGGAUUACUUGCAUGUCGGCCACGCAAGGCACCUUCCACAACAUGAAACCUUUUUCCGCGAGGGUUCCAUGCACACUUCACACAAAGCGUCUAUUGAGCACUUCCAGCUUCGCAAUCUGAUGUCGACCCCUGCAUCUAAUACCGUCCAUUUCGCUUCCCACUCAAAAGUGUUCUCAUGGACCCCAACAACCGGCGAUGCACAAUGUUUAAUCGACAUGAGCUACCCAGACCCAGAAUCAGGCUUCCUUGGGCCUGUCAAGAUCUCCACCAUGAAAACAGCUCACGGCCUCACUAUCGCAGGUGGGUUCUACGGCGAAUAUGCCCUACGCAGCACCAGCGGAUCCAGCCCCGCCACAAAGGGUCUAGUAACCCCCGACUUCAACGACGGCAUCACCAAUCAUGUAGACAUAGUCCCCAAUCGCACAGGUCCAUCCCCAAGCGGUAUCUUUGCCUCAAACGACAGACACCUGCGCAUCCUCGACACAGAAACAAACAUCUUCACCUCCGACCAAGAGCUCUCUCAACCAAUCAACUGCACCGCCACAUCCCCAGACAGCCGUCUCCGCGUCGUAAUUGGCGACUCACCAGAUGCAUGGGUUAUUGAAUCCGACACGGGUCGUCCCGUCCACCCACUCCGCGGCCACCGCGACUUCGGCUUCGCCUGCGCCUGGUCGCCAGAUAUGCGUCACAUAGCAACCUCCAAUCAAGACAAAACAGUCAUCAUCUGGGACGCGCGAACCUGGCGUCCGCUUGAAACUAUCGACUCUGACGUUGCGGGAUACCGCUCUUUGCGUUUCUCCCCCGUCGGCGGUGGUCCACGUACUCUCCUCUGCACUGAGCCUGCAGAUCGUAUUUCUAUCGUCGAUGCGCAGCUCUUCCGCUCGAGACAAGUGCACGAUUUCUUUGGUGAAAUUGGUGGUGCGGACUACUCGCCUGACAGCGCAGAGAUCUGGGUUGCCAAUACGGAUCAACACUUUGGUGGGUUCAUGCAGUAUGAACGCAGGCAGUGGGGUCAGCGUGUUGGGUUGACGGAUUUACCGAAUGAGUGGCUUACGGAGGAGGAGUUGGAUACGGAUCCUAGGUGUGUUUCGAGUAAGAGGGAGCGGGGACUGAGGUUUUUGAGGAAUUUGUCGGAUGAGGAGCAUGAAGCGUUGAUGCUUUGA
This is a messenger RNA of Penicillium vulpinum, 2241 nucleotides long. Its product is annotated as WD40 repeat domain-containing protein. The coding region runs from base 1 to 2241 and encodes 746 amino acids. NCBI's taxonomy places the organism in Eukaryota, Fungi, Ascomycota, Eurotiomycetes, Eurotiales, Aspergillaceae. The record is from RefSeq and is a predicted model, not a curated record. The transcript is spliced from 2 exons. Gene Ontology annotation, molecular function: protein binding.